Soboliphyme baturini is the source of this 462-nucleotide messenger RNA. Lineage: Eukaryota; Metazoa; Nematoda; Enoplea; Dioctophymatida; Soboliphymatidae. The record is from the annotation of a GenBank genome assembly.
AUGUUGAUUGUGUCACUUCCUGUUCUUGCGGGCGGAAUCACUAUAUUGUUGAUGGAUCGUAAUCUGGGUACCUCUUUCUUUGAGACUUCUGGAGGUGGUGACCCUGUUCUUUUUCAGCAUAUCUUCUGGUUCUUUGGACAUCCUGAGGUGUAUAUUCUUGUCUUACCUGCUUUCGGAGCAGUUUCUGAGAGUGUUACUUAUUUGAGUGGUAAGUCUAAAGUCUUUGGUCCCUUAGGGAUGAUUUAUGCAAUGGUGAGUAUUGGUAUCCUAGGAAGAUUUGUAUGGGUGCAUCAUAUGUUUACUGUUGGUUUAGAUGUGGAUACUCGUGCUUAUUUUGCGGCUGCAAGUUUUGUGUUUAUUUUUACUCUCGGUGGUUUAACAGGGAUUAGUUUGGCUAAUGCAUCCCUAGAUGUUCAUUUGCAUGAUACUUAUUAUGUUGUAGGCCACUUUCAUUUUGUCUUA